AUGAGCACAGAUAAAACCGAGCAAAUUCAAUACGUGACGCUUCAGAGCAGCGAUGGCAAAGAAUUUCGAGUUAAUUUAGCGGUUGCAAGUGUUUCCCUUGUAAUCAAAAAUUUGCUUACAGAUCUCGGUCUGUCAAACCAAGUUAUUCCUAUUGCUAAUAUCAGAGGACACGUAAUUGAAUGGUGUGAACAUCAUGUUAAUGAAGGCCAAAUAAUAAUCAGCGAAUGGGAUGAACGUUAUAUUGAAGUUGAACAUGAUCUCUUACUCGACAUCACGCUGGCUGCAAAUUAUUUGGAAAUCAAAUCAUUGCUUGACCUCGGUUGUAAGAAAGUUGCAAACAUGAUCCGUGAUAAAUCUCCUGAGGAAAUUCGAGCAUCAUUCAAUAUUGAGAAAGACUUUACGCCCGAAGAAGAAGAACUGGUACGGAUUGAGAACGGAUGGAUCGAGGGUUUAUAA
Ambispora leptoticha is the source of this 456-nucleotide messenger RNA. Lineage: Eukaryota; Fungi; Glomeromycota; Glomeromycetes; Archaeosporales; Ambisporaceae. The record is from the annotation of a GenBank genome assembly.